Parasteatoda tepidariorum (common house spider) is the source of this 1789-nucleotide messenger RNA. RefSeq names its product amine oxidase [flavin-containing]. Gene Ontology annotation, molecular function: primary methylamine oxidase activity; flavin adenine dinucleotide binding. Lineage: Eukaryota; Metazoa; Arthropoda; Arachnida; Araneae; Theridiidae. The record is from RefSeq and is a predicted model, not a curated record. Gene Ontology annotation, cellular component: mitochondrion.
UCUUAUCGUAUUAACAGGUCUUGUGACAUCAUUAAAUAAAGAUAAGCGCUUGGCUUAUUCGAGCGUUCAGGUUUUUACUUCUCUUUCGAGCUCAGGCUUAAAAUAAUCAAAAAAUGGAGUCCCAAGUCAUUGUUGUUGGAGGAGGGUUAAGCGGUUUAAGUGCUGCAAAAUGGUUAAAGGAAUCAGGAGUCAAUGUUAUUCUACUGGAAGCAAGGGAUCGCGUUGGAGGACGAACACUUACGAAAUUUGAUCUUAAAGUUGAUUAUGUGGAUAUGGGAGGAGCAUAUGUCGGCCCUAGUCAAAAUAGAUUACUCCGAAUGGCGAAAGAAUUCGGGGUAGAAAACUACAAAAUCAAUGAAAAAGAGGAUUUAGUAUAUUACAGUCAUGGUAAACGAACUCCUUUUAAGCCAAGCAGUUUUCCGACUCUGAGAAACCCUUUUGUUAGCAUGGAUAUCAAUAAUAUAUUUUAUUUAACGGACAAAAUGGGUGAAGAAAUUCCUGCUGAAGCCCCAUGGAAUGCUCCCCAUGCAGAUGAAUGGGAUACAAUAACAUACAAGGAUUGGCUGCAAAAAACUUGUUGGACAAAGGGAGCUUUAGAUUUCUUUAAUAAUAUCAUGAAUGCAUUUAUUACUUCUGAGCAUUACGAAGCUUCUCUAUUAGGCUUCCUUUGGUAUAUAAAACAAUGUGGAGGAAGCAAGAGAAUCCUCUCUACUACAAAUGGUGGACAGGAAAGAAAGUUCAAAGGAGGCUCGCAGCAGAUAAGUAAAAAAAUGGCUGAAAAGUUAGGAGAUGCUGUUAUUAAACAAAGUCCGGUUGUUGGAAUUGAUCAAAGUUCAAAAGACGUCGUGAUUGUGAAAACGCUGAAUGGUAAAGAAUACAAGGCCAAGUAUGUGAUUCUUGCAUUACCACCUGUACUACAAAUGAAAAUUCACUAUACACCAGAACUGCCACCCUUGCGAAACCAGUUGAUCCAAAGAGCUCCAAUGGGAUCAGUCAUGAAAGUCGUCGUCUACUAUUCCAAACCCUUCUGGAGAAGUAAAGGAUAUUGCGGAUCAUUUUUGAUUGAAGGUGGGCCAGAUUUUCCAGUUAAUUUCACGCUUGAUGACACAAAACCAGAUGACACUUUUCCUGCUAUUAUUGGGUUUAUUUGUUCAGAUAAGCUUCGUCGUUUGUGUCAACUAAGUGCAGAAGAAAGAAAAAAUAUGGUAGCUAAAAGCUUCGCUGAAGUAACGGGCCUUCAAGAGUUUCUUAAACCAAUUCACUAUGAAGAGCAUAAUUGGAUGGAAGAACAAUAUUCUGGAGGAUGUUAUACAGCUAUGUAUCCACCGGGGUUUUUCACUCGUUAUGGAAGAGUGAUACGUGAACCAAUAGACAGGAUGUAUUUUGCUGGCACGGAAACUGCAAUAGAAUGGUCUGGUUACAUGGAAGGUGCCAUUGAAGCUGGGGAGAGAUCUGCUCGAGAAAUUCUUUAUGCGAUGGGAAAAAUAACACGUGAUAAGAUAUUUCAAAAGGAACCUGAAUCAACAGAUGUCUUACCAAAACCUUUUGAGGUUAGCUUUACUGAGAAAUAUACACCAACUGUGCCUACUUUUUUGAAGUUAAUGACCAUAACUGCUAUUGGAUUAGGAGCACUAACUUUUCUGAAAUGUCCUAAAUCAGUAAAAAGCGAUAUGUUAUCUUGCUUCAAACUACGCUGAAUGAGCUUAUUUUGUAAUUUUUUUAAUAAAAACUAUUUUUGUAAUUUUUUUUCAAAAUUUUGAAUUGCAAAUAAAAGAUAUUUAUAAUCUUG